GCCUAUUCGGGCUCUCCCCGGCUUCCGUCCCAGAUGAUCCCUCCCCGCGGCUGCCACCGCCUCCUCCAUCUCCCGGAGCUGGAGCCUCCUCGUCGGCCAGUGGCGUAGCCAACUCGGCGUUGCGACCAGCUAGAUAGGGGCGGAGGUCCAGAACCCAAUCUGGACCCGAGCGGGGGGCCAUGGAGAAAGCGGCCCGAGGCGCCUUCUACACCAACUAGCGCGGGCCCGCUGCGGCUGGAGGCGCCAUGGACCGAGCCCCUGCAGACCAGAAUGUCAAGCUAUCGGCUGAGGUAGAGCCGUUUAUUCCCCAGAAGAAGAAUCCUGAUACAUUUAUGAUCCCUAUGGCUCUCCCAAAUGAUAAUGGAAGUGUUUCUGGUAUAGAACCAACUCCAAUUCCCAGCUACCUGAUUACUUGUUAUCCAUUUGUGCAGGAAAACCAGUCCAAUAGACAGUUUCCUUUAUAUAACAACGAUAUACGAUGGCAGCAGCCCAAUCCAAACCCCACUGGACCAUACCUUGCCUACCCCAUUAUAUCUGCUCAGCCACCUGUUUCUACAGAGUAUACAUAUUACCAGCUGAUGCCAGCACCAUGUGCACAAGUUAUGGGUUUCUAUCAUCCUUUUCCUACACCAUACUCCAGUACCUUUCAGACUCCAAAUACUGUAAAUGCUAUAACCACAGAAUGCACCGAACGUCCACAUCAACUUGGACAGGUCUUCCCGUUGUCCAGUCAUCGAAGCAGAAACAGUAACAGAGGACCUGUGGUACCAAAACAACAGCUUUUACAACAGCACAUAAAAAGCAAAAGGCCACUGGUGAAAAAUGUAGCUACUCAGAAAGAAAUAAAUGCGGCAGGUCCUGAUAAUCGAUCAAAAAUUGUGCUCCUUGUGGAUGCUUCACAGCAAACUGAUUUCCCAUCCGAUAUAGCUAACAAGUCUCUCUCAGAGACCACCGCCACAAUGCUCUGGAAGUCCAAAGGCAGGAGGAGGAGAGCGUCCCACCCCACUGCCGAAUCUUCUAGUGAGCAGGGGGCUAGUGAAGCCGACAUUGACAGCGAUAGUGGUUACUGCAGUCCCAAACACAGCAACAACCAGCCUGCAGCAGGGACUUUGAGAAAUCCUGAUUCUGGGACCACGAAUCAUGUGGAAUCAUCUAUGUGUGCAGGUGGUGUAAAUUGGUCCAAUGUAACUUGCCAGACAACUCAGAAAAAACCUUGGAUGGAAAAAAAUCAGACAUUUUCUAGAGGUGGAAGGCAAACUGAACAAAGAAAUAAUUCACAGGUUGGAUUCAGAUGCCGAGGACACAGUACUUCCUCAGAAAGAAGACAGAAUUUGCAAAAGAGACAAGAUAAUAAGCAUUUAAACCCUAGUCAAUCCCAUAGAAGCGACCCAAAUUCUGAGUCUUUAUAUUUUGAGUUGGAUGAUUUACCUGAAAACUCACCAAUCAAUAUAGUUCAGACUCCAAUUCCCAUUACCACCUCAGUUCCUAAACGUGCAAAAAGUCAGAAGAAGAAAGCAUUAGCAGCAGCCCUUGCCACAGCUCAAGAAUAUUCAGAAAUAAGUAUGGAGCAAAAAAAAUUACAGGAAGCUUUAUCAAAGGCAGCUGGAAAAAAAAAUAAAACACCCGUGCAGCUAGAUUUGGGGGACAUGUUAGCUGCUUUGGAAAAACAGCAACAAGCAAUGAAAGCACGGCAAAUUACUAACACCAGACCUCUGUCAUAUACAGUGGUUACUGCAGCUUCUUUUCACACUAAAGACUCUACUAACAGAAAACCUUUAACAAAAAGUCAGCCUUGUUUGACAUCCUUUAAUUCUGUGGACAUUACUUCCUCUAAAGCAAAAAAAGGAAAAGAGAAGGAAAUUGCAAAACUAAAACGACCCACAGCACUUAAAAAGGUUAUUUUGAAAGAAAGAGAGGAAAAGAAGGGGCGUUUAACUGUGGACCACAAUAUUUUGGGAUCUGAGGAGCCAACAGAAAUGCACUUAGAUUUCAUUGAUGAUUUGCCGCAGGAGAUUGUUUCCCAGGAAGAUACUGGACUGAGCAUGCCCAGUGAUACUUCCCUCUCUCCAGCAAGUCAGAACUCUCCGUACUGCAUGACACCUGUGUCACAAGGCUCUCCUGCUAGUUCUGGAAUAGGCAGUCCAAUGGCAUCUUCAACAAUAACCAAAAUCCACAGCAAGAGAUUUAGAGAAAAACCUUUAACAAAAAGUCAGCCUUGUUUGACAUCCUUUAAUUCUGUGGACAUUACUUCCUCUAAAGCAAAAAAAGGAAAAGAGAAGGAAAUUGCAAAACUAAAACGACCCACAGCACUUAAAAAGAGCCUGUUUAAUAAGUUAGUAGAACUCACGGAGGAAGCCAGAAAGGCGUAUAAAGACAUGGUUGCAGCAAUGGAACAAGAGCAGGCCGAGGAGGCUUUAAAGAAUGUGAAAAAGGUGCCGCACCACAUGGGCCAUUCUCGGAAUCCCUCUGCGGCAAGUGCCAUUUCCUUCUGCAGUGUUAUUUCCGAACCCAUCUCCGAAGUGAAUGAGAAGGAAUAUGAAACAAAUUGGAGAAACAUGGUGGAAACUUCAGACGGACUGGAAACAUCAGAAAAUGAGAGAGAGGUUUCCUGUAAGCACAACACUUCUGAAAAACCCAGUAAACUUCCACUUGACACAACCCCUGUUGGUAAGCAGCCAUCCGUAGUGGCUGCCGGCAGUACUACCUCAGCUGCAAAUGCUGGGAAAUCCACAGCAAGCGACAAAGAGGAAGUGAAGCCAGACGACUUGGAAUGGGCCUCACAGCAGAGCACAGAGACUGGCUCCUUGGAUGGCAGUUGCCGAGAUCUUUUGAAUUCCUCCAUCACCAGCACCACCAGCACUCUCGUCCCUGGCAUGCUUGAAGAAGAGGACGAUGAAGACGAGGAGGAAGAGGAAGAUUAUACUCAUGAACCCAUAUCUGUAGAAGUGCAACUCAAUAGUAGAAUUGAGUCUUGGGUCUCAGAGACCCAGAGAACUAUGGAAACCCUUCAGCUUGGAAAAACCCUCAAUGGUUCUGAGGAAGACAAUGUAGAGCAGAGUGGAGAAGAGGAAGCAGAGGCGCCUGAGGUGCUGGAGCCAGGGAUGCGCAGUGAGGCCUGGACUGCUGACCCGCAAGCCGGUCCCGAGCAGCAGAAGCCCAGCAGCUGCAGCUCCAUGAAGAAGGAGCACUCUGAUUCUAAUGCCACACCCCAAAACACAUAACUCAGGAAACGUCCACUGUCUGUCUCCAACUGUGUAAGGGUUGCAGCCAUUACCUUUUAUGCUUCAUCUCAACAUUUUGCACUGUCCAGUAUUUAAUAUAUGUAUUUAAUUCCUGACAGAAAUAUUUUUGUAGCUUUUACUUGUUUUGUUAUGAUCUAUAGCUUAACUUUUAAUUAGCUUCUAAGUGUCUUUCUAAGAACUGUUGAAAAUCUAGAUCUGUUUCAACUUACUUUGUAAUGGAAAA
Messenger RNA from Propithecus coquereli (Coquerel's sifaka), 3465 nucleotides. RefSeq names its product SECIS binding protein 2-like (gene SECISBP2L). Gene Ontology annotation, cellular component: ribonucleoprotein complex. NCBI's taxonomy places the organism in Eukaryota, Metazoa, Chordata, Mammalia, Primates, Indriidae. Gene Ontology annotation, molecular function: mRNA 3'-UTR binding; selenocysteine insertion sequence binding; ribonucleoprotein complex binding. The record is from RefSeq and is a predicted model, not a curated record. The transcript is spliced from 16 exons. The coding region runs from base 246 to 3221 and encodes 991 amino acids. Gene Ontology annotation, biological process: selenocysteine incorporation.